AUGCUAUUAGUGUCUGGGACAGCCGUCACAGAGGACCACAAGCCGGGAAGCUUAGAGCAACAGAAGGGAACUGCCUCCCAGCUCUGGAGGCCAGUCUGCCUGCAGGCCGCUAUCCUUCGGAAGCUCCGAGGGACGGUCCGCUCCCUGCCCUUCCCAGCCCCUGGCAGCUGGCCGGCGACACUCUCGGCUCCCGGGCUGACAGCCGCAUCGCUGUUAUCCCAGCCUGUUGUCACACGGCCUUCUGCUCUGCAUGUCCGUGGGGCCGUGGACGCCUGUCAUUGUAUGUGGGGCCACCCUAACCUGGGACGGUGUCAUCUCCAGAUCCUGCCUGAAUACAUCUGCACCGACCCCGAGUCCAGAGAAAUCCUCCUUCGGAAGGUCCACGUGGACCUACCCUUGGGGGGCUGCGAUCCGACUUGCCACAAACACCGUGGACCCUCGGCCCAGCUCCGGACAUCCGGAGGACCCUGCCCAGGUGGCUGCUAUCCUGGCCCUGGAGGUGGAGGCUGUGGGCCCCGUAGCUGGGAGCUGAGCAGCGGACAGCCUGGGCCAUGGGCAGGCUGGGCCGGGGAGCAGAAAGGAGACACCUGCUGUGGGCCCGAGGGCCUGGGAAGCCUGCGACAGGUGUCUCGGCGGCCUGGCGCCCACGCGGCCUGCAGGGUGCCGGACUCAGACGUGGGCAUUCGGCCCCCUCUCUUCUCGCCCCUGUGUGUAUUGAACAAACGAAUGCGUGAACGAGUGGAUGAGAGUCAGAAAAUAGGAGGAAACAGGCAGGCCCAGCAGCCCAGGAACGCCGGGUGUCUCCAGCAGGAAGUUCUCUCAUCAGGCCCAGAAGAUGCAAGGCUUUUCGGGAAGACCGAGGGGCUCUGUGGGGAGCAGGGGCCGUCCCCUCCCAGCUAUAAUUAGGCCUGCGUUGGAGCUGGGCCCCAGGAGGACCAGGGCUUUGCCGUACAGAGCCCCCCUGCAGCCCCCGGCCCGAGCCCCUGGAGCUUGGCCAGGCCAAGCGAAGUCCAGCCCCAUCCCCUCCUUCCCCGCUCCCCCCACCACCACCCCGGGUCCUUCCCCUCCCACGUCCCUCCCUAUCCCAGGGUCAGAAGGCAGUCACUGAAGUGGACGGUCCCCUUCCCGCCUGUGAGCCGGGUCUCUCUGUUUCCUUUCCUCCCACUCCCCUUGACUUUCCCACAAACAUCUCUGCGCAUAAAAAUAACUUCAUUGGGAACGACAGUCCCUGGCCGCCUCCUUCUGAGCCCCCAUGCUGAGGGGGUCUCUCGCACACAAGCCCGGCCCAGGACGGGGCUGGGGGGGC
This is a messenger RNA of Dama dama (fallow deer), 1306 nucleotides long. RefSeq lists its product as uncharacterized. The record is from RefSeq and is a predicted model, not a curated record. Lineage: Eukaryota; Metazoa; Chordata; Mammalia; Artiodactyla; Cervidae. The transcript has 4 exons. Bases 1 to 906 code for a protein of 301 amino acids.